CCACAGUAGCUGUAACUCAAAUCCUUUCCUCCUUCAGAGACAGGCAAAGACAGUUUUCCUUCAGAGAAAGUUAAAAAAAAAAAAAACACACACACACACACACAAACACAAACACACAACAAAACAAAAACAAAACCAACCAGACUGAUCGCAGCUCUUUGCAACCCCACUUUGGAAAUCACCGAGAUCACAGUGACGGUCCAGCUGCCUGCCCUUACGUAUCCGUUUACUGCUUUCAAAUAGGCCGCCUUCCUUCAUACCCAAUCAGAGCGCUCGAUACUUGGCCGCCGCCCAAUGAGCGAGAAGAAUGGGGUGGGUGAGGAAAGAGGGCGUGAAGCCCAAUUGCAGCGCCAUUACACUUUAGGGCAAAGAGGUUAGGAAGCCGGCAUGGCGCUCCGGUCAAUAAAAUCGAUAGCUGGAAACUGCCUGUGUUUCAGGCAAAGGCGGUGCGGUGGCAGCGCCGCCAUUUUCCCCAAAGGCAUCUUCCAGUGCCUUUCACCCAAGUUCAGGCAAGAGUUUUAUGAAUAACAGCGAGGUUUCUGUUAGCCCCAAAGGCGGCCGGCUCCGAUCCCCUCCAGGGCUCCCAGCCACGCUCUGCCCUCGGCCGGCGGGGCUCCUCAGUCUCGGGGUCCAAUGGCGCCGCCUUCAGCCCCACUCCCCGCCCGGGGACCAGGCCGGGCCGGGCCGAGCCAGAGAAGGGGACGAAGGCCAAGGGCCCUGAAGUUCGCGGACGUGGCCGUGUACUUCUCCCCGGAGGAGUGGGGGUGUCUGCGGCCCGCGCAGAGGACCCUGUACCGGGAUGUGAUGCGCGAGACCUACGGCCACUUAGGCGCGCUCGGAUGCGCAGGUCCCAAGCCAGCUCUCAUCUCCUGGUUGGAGCGAAACACUGAUGAUUGGGAACCGGCUGCCCUAGACCCGCAGGAGUACCCAAGAGGGGUAACAGUCCAGAGAAAAACCAGAACCAGAAAGAAAACUGGGGAGAAGGAAGCAUUCCCACCUAAGGAGCCACCCCGAAAGGGGAAGCGUGGGCGGAGGCCCAGCAAGCCCCGGCUGAUCCCUAGGCAGACGUCUGGUGGGCCCAUCUGCCCUGACUGUGGCUGUACCUUUCCUGACCGCCCAGCCCUGGAGAGCCACAAGUGUGCUCAGAAUCUGAAAAAGCCUUACCCUUGCCCGGACUGUGGGCGCCGCUUCUCCUACCCAUCCUUGCUGGUCAGUCACCGACGGGCACACUCCGGCGAGUGCCCCUACGCCUGUGACCAGUGCGGCAAACGCUUCUCCCAGCGCAAGAACCUUUCUCAGCACCAGGUGAUCCACACCGGCGAGAAGCCCUACCACUGCCCGGACUGUGGCCGCUGCUUCCGCAGGAGCCGCUCCCUGGCCAAUCACCGGACCACACACACGGGCGAGAAGCCCCACCAGUGUCCCAGCUGCGGGCGCCGCUUCGCCUACCCGUCCCUGCUGGCCAUCCACCAGCGCACGCACACCGGAGAGAAGCCCUACACCUGCCUGGAGUGCAGCCGCCGCUUCCGCCAGCGCACAGCCCUGGUCAUCCACCAGCGCAUCCACACGGGUGAGAAGCCCUACCCGUGUCCCGAAUGCGAGCGGCGCUUCUCCUCCUCCUCCCGCCUGGUCAGCCACCGGCGCGUGCACUCGGGCGAGCGGCCCUAUGCCUGCGAGCACUGCGAAGCCCGCUUCUCCCAGCGCAGCACGCUGCUCCAGCACCAGCUCCUGCACACCGGGGAGAAGCCCUAUCCCUGCCCCGACUGUGGCCGUGCCUUCCGGCGGAGCGGCUCCCUCGCCAUCCAUCGUAGCACGCAUACAGAGGAGAAGCUGCACGCCUGCGAGGACUGCGGCCGCCGCUUCGCCUACCCCUCGCUGCUGGCCAGCCACCGGCGCGUGCACUCGGGCGAGCGGCCCUAUGCUUGUGACCUUUGCUCCAAGCGCUUUGCCCAGUGGAGCCACCUGGCUCAGCACCAGCUCCUGCACACGGGGGAGAAGCCCUUCCCCUGCCUUGAGUGCGGCAGGUGCUUCCGCCAGAGGUGGUCUCUGGCAGUCCACAAGUGUAGCCCAAAGGGCAAAAACUGUAACCUUCCAUCUACUCCCGGGGCCGGCAGCCACAGGGGCAACACCCCGUAGAAUGGAAAGAAUGUUACGUUCCCUUCCUUUCCGAGGAGGGCCCAGAAAAGGGAAGGAGGGACCCUAAGGCAUGUAGUACAGUCUGGACUAAAAGCCAGGCCCCUGCUCCACACACCUGUCUUUAGUGUCGUCCUCCACACUGGCUGCCUUACUGUGCAAGUCUAGAGUAGUCCCAUGAGGAGAGGUGACAUUGUUUGGUUCAAGUUUUCCAAGCUCCGUUGUCCUAAAAUAUGUCUGUGGACAUGAGGGCCAAGAGUUUGCCCCGUCUAUAUUAGGAUCCACGUAGCUUUCCAGUCUGUGCAUAGGAGGGUUAUCUGCCUCCUUGCAUGUAGGCAGGAAAAUCCCACUGUGGGGGGCAGGACCUUCCCUUCUCUGGCUCUUCCUCCAAGCCAGCCUUAAGCUGGUUUGGUCUAUUUUUUACAACAUUCUUGCCACAUGAUCUACUGCUUGCUUGAAAGUGGCCCUCAACAGGGGCUCACCAUUUCACAAUGCAGGUCAUGUCACUUGUGGGACAGUGCUGCUCUUCCGCCGGAUAAGUACCACACUCUCAUGCUCUGUAAACCCGGCCUGGGUUAUGUUUAAUACUUCAUCUAUGUGGCAGCCUUUCUGCCCUCAAGUUUCCUGGAUAAAGAGCAUUAAUUUGGUCAGUCUUUUCUUUUUGGAGAGGGCAUGCCCAAGGUGGUCUUUAGCCAAAACUCCUUCCUCAGCCUCCUAAAUAGCAGGGCUGAGGUGUGCACUGCACCUGGCUCUGGUCACUCACUUUUUUUUUGUGGCUGGCUCAGUCCACCCUGGGGGUGGGGCUGGCAUGGCAUGUGUUACUGGGGAUGGAACCAUGGUUCUAAGCAGGCUUACCUAACUGGUUAAGACAAGAUUUCAAUUGGAGAGGGAUGUGAGCUUCUCUAAGCAGGCACUUUCUAGUGUGUCUUUUAAAGGCUCACACAAUUGGGGCCGGGGAGAUGGCUCAGUGGAAUAAGCACUUGCCUGGCAAGCGCAGGGGCCUGAGUUCAAUCCCCAGUAUGAGACCGGCUUAUUGUACUGUAUUUCAUGGGGUGGAUUUGGACUGAUUCCAGGUGUGUAGUGGCAGGAGAAUCCUUA
This is a messenger RNA of Octodon degus (degu), 3231 nucleotides long. RefSeq names its product zinc finger protein 689. NCBI's taxonomy places the organism in Eukaryota, Metazoa, Chordata, Mammalia, Rodentia, Octodontidae. The transcript has 3 exons. The record is from RefSeq and is a predicted model, not a curated record. Gene Ontology annotation, biological process: regulation of DNA-templated transcription. Bases 634 to 2136 code for a protein of 500 amino acids.